AUGGCGACAUCCUCAUCUUCCACAGGCCCACAAGUUUUCAUCAACUUCCGAGGAGAGCUGCGUAGCAACUUUGUCUCCCAUCUCCAUGCAGCCUUGGAACGUCAGGGAAUCAACUCUUUUAUAGACAGUAAAGAGAAACCGGGUGUGGAUCUUAAAGAACUUUUUUCAAGGAUUGAGAAGUCCACGGUCGCACUGGCGAUCUUGUCGAGUAAGUACACAGAGUCACAUUGGUGUUUAGACGAGCUGGUGAAGAUAAAGGAGUGUGUGGAUCUCCGCACUUUAAGGGUUAUUCCAAUCUUCUACAAUUUGAAGCCAGACACGGUGAAACAGCUUGACGGAAAUUUCGGUCUCCAGCUAUGGGAUUUGUGGAAGAAGAAAGGUCGUGACGACCGGAUUCUAAAGUGGGACGCUGCUUUGCAGGGUGUUAGGAGCAAGAAAGCAUUGAUCCUAGAAGAGCACACUAACGAAGCCGCAUUCAUAAAUCUGAUCGCAGCACAUGUUCAGGACUUCCUAAGCGAAGAUCUAGCGCUGAGAGAAGAAAACCCUAAACCCCAAGGAAGAGGAGAAGAAAACCCUAAACCUGAAGAGAGAUCUAAUCCAGCAGUUAACAAUAUCAAACCAGGAGAACAACGCCUGAAGCAAUUGGAAGAAAAAUUGAUUAUGGACUGCGAAGACAACGAAUCUCGUAUUGUUGGAAUUGUCGGGAUGGCUGGAAUCGGAAAAACCUAUCUGGCCGAGACACUGUUCAAAAAGCUGAAGAAGAAGGUCAACAGUCACGUUUUUAUCAAGCUCGAUAGUGAGAAGUGGAAUGACCAGAAACUGGAUUGGUUGCAGAAGACACUUGUGGAAGGUCUACUGGAUAAAUCUAUAGAUUGUGGUAAUGGAAAUCCACUUGAGUUUUGGAAGGAUACUCUAGUCAAGAAGAAAGUAGUGAUAUUUUUCGACAACGUGACUGACAAGAAACAGAUCAAGCCGCUUCUGGGAAACUGCAACUGGAUUAAGGCGGGGAGUAGGAUCCUCAUCACCACACGAGACAAGUCAUUGCUCAAGGAACUGACCUGUGAUCUCUUUCAUGUCCCCAAACUGAAUGACAGAGAGAGCCUCGAGCUCUUUAGAGAUCAAGUCUGCACUACUCUUGAAGGAAAUAUUAUGGACAUGUCUAGAAAGUUCGUAGAUUAUGCUGGAGGGAACCCAUUCGCUCUCAAGGAGUUUGGUGAUGAGCUUUGCGGGAAAGAUGAGGAUCACUGGAAAACAAGACUUGGGAAACUGACUCAAUGUUCCAACUCAAUGGUCGGAGACAAGCUAAGAAUCUGUUAUGAUGAACUAAACGAGAAGCAGAAGGAUGCGUUUCUUGAUAUAGCCUGUUUCUUCAGAUCACAAGAAGAGAACUACGUUAGAACUUUACUUGAUUCUUUUAACGUCCAUGAAUCUGCCGAAUCUGGGACGGAACUUAGAGACCUCACAGACAAGUUCUUGAUAGACAUAUGUGAUGGUCGAGUUGAGAUGCAUGGUCUAUUCUGCACAGUGGCCAAGGAACUUGUUGAAACAAGUGGUGGGAAAUAUUGGUUAUUCCCAUCAAAUUGUCCAGAGUUUACUACUGCGUUGGCGAAGAAAGAGGGAAGAAACAAGGUUAGAGGAAUUGUCUUAGACAUGUCUGAAAUGGAGGAAAAAUCCUUAGACAGCCAAGCGUUUGUCGAUAUGACCAGUCUACAAUACUUGAAAGUCUAUAGUUCUACCGAUCCUGGAGGCCACAAUGAAGCUAAAUGCAACUUGAACUUACCAGAUGAACUUGAAUUUCCAAAAGAUAACAUACUUAGAUAUCUCCAUUGGGUGAAAUUCCCGAAAAAGGAACUUCCAUCAAACUUGGAACCCAAGAAUCUUAUUGAUCUUCGGUUGCCUUAUAGCAAUAUUACCACUUUAUGGAACUGUGCUAAGGUUACACCAAAACUCAGGUGGGUUGAUCUGAGUCACUCGAGUAAGCUAACUUCUUUGUUGGGUUUAUCAAAAGCACCAAAUCUUUUGAGACUAAUCCUCGAAGGCUGCACGAGUUUGAAGGAGUUACCUAUGGAAAUGAAAGAGUUGAAAAAUCUAAGUUUCUUAAACCUAAUAGGAUGCACAAGUCUCGUGUCUCUGCCAACAGUAACUAUCAAUUCUUUAAAGACUCUCAUCCUCAGUGGCUGCUCAAAUCUUCAAACAUUUAAGGUGAUUUCAACAAAUCUAGAAACUCUACACUUGAACGGCACUGCAAUUUCUAUACUUCCUCAAGCCAUUAGUAAUCUCCACAAACUUAACAUAUUAAAUCUAAAAGACUGCCAAAAUCUGGUGGCUCUUCCUGAUUGUCUCUGGAAGCUUAAAUCUCUUCAAGAACUCAAACUCUCUCGUUGUGCAAUGAUGGAGAGUUUUCCCGACGUUAAGGAGAAGAUGGAAAAUCUGCAGCUUGUACUUCUGGAUGGAACAGCUAUUAAAGAAAUGCCACGCAAUAUCAUCAACUUGUCCUUCCUACGACAUCUAAGCCUAAGCAGGAAUGAUAAUAUCUGCAGCUUAGAGUUUGAUAUGGGCCAAAUGUUCUAUCUCAAGUGGCUCGAGGUAAAGUAUUGUAAGAACCUUACAUCGCUUCCGGGGCUUCCACCAAAUCUCCAGUGCCUAAAUGCAUAUGGUUGUGUUUCACUAAGAACAGUUGCGAGUCCAUUAGCCUUUCUUAUGCCAACAAAUCAGAUUCACUAUUCCACCUUCAUUUUCACUAAUUGUCACAAACUUGAACAAGUCUCCAAAAGUAGUAUCAUAUCUUACGUUCAGAAGAAGAGUGAGUUGAUGUCAGAUGAUCGAUAUAAUCAGGAAUUUGUUUUCAAAUCGUUGAUCGGUACUUGCUUUCCUGGAUGUGACGUACCUGCAUGGUUCAACCACCAUGCAUUUGGGUCAGUCUUGAAGUUGAGUUUUCCUCGAGAUUGGAAUGAAGGAAAAUUAAAUGGUAUAGCUCUAUGCUGUGUAGUCUCGUUCAAGGACUAUAAAGACCAAAACAACGGUCUCCAAGUACAAUGCACUAGUGAGUUCACUAAUGUAUCACUUAGCCGGGAAAGCUUCAUUAUCGGUGGUUGGUCCGAACCAGGCGAUGAGCACCAUACUAUUGAGACGGACCAUAUCUUUGUUGGUUACACCACUUUGUUCAAUAGCAAGAAACGUCAACAGUUUACAUCAGGUACCGAAGUUUCUCUUACAUUUGAAGUGACAAAUGGUACGAGCGGAGUUGAAGGCUGUAAAGUGAUGAAGUGCGGCUUCACUUAUGUUUAUGAGCCCGAAGAAGCUGAGAAUCUUAGUGGAGCCAUCUCUCAUGCACCUCUGAGAACAAGGAGUUUUACAAAUGGAAGGAGAUACUUAUGGAAUCGGGAAUAG
This is a messenger RNA of Microthlaspi erraticum, 3390 nucleotides long. NCBI's taxonomy places the organism in Eukaryota, Viridiplantae, Streptophyta, Magnoliopsida, Brassicales, Brassicaceae. The record is from the annotation of a GenBank genome assembly.